Xyrauchen texanus (razorback sucker) is the source of this 2255-nucleotide messenger RNA. RefSeq names its product coiled-coil domain containing 93 (gene ccdc93). The record is from RefSeq and is a predicted model, not a curated record. The transcript has 23 exons. The coding region runs from base 8 to 1909 and encodes 633 amino acids. NCBI's taxonomy places the organism in Eukaryota, Metazoa, Chordata, Actinopteri, Cypriniformes, Catostomidae. Gene Ontology annotation, biological process: Golgi to plasma membrane transport.
GAUAAUCAUGGCGGCCACUUCUGUGUUCCAGCGAGUGAGAACAGGCUCGAAAAUUGGAGCUCAGUAUGAUCAAGAAGGCAAUCUCAUCAAGGUGGAGACACGUGAGGAUGAGGAGCAGAGUGUCAAGCUUGCAGAGAUUCUGGAGCUGUUGCUCGCAGCUGGUUAUUUCAGAGCACGUAUUAAGGGGUUGUCACCCUUUGACAAGGUGGUUGGAGGAAUGACGUGGUGUAUAACUACAUGCAACUUUGACAUAGACGUUGAUCUGCUCUUCCAAGAAAAUUCCACCAUUGGACAGAAAAUUGCUCUGACGGAAAAGAUUGUUUCAGUUCUGCCUAGAAUGAAAUGUCCUCACAGAUUAGAGCCUCAUCAGAUCCAAGGGUUAGAUUUCAUCCACAUCUUCCCUGUUGUACAGUGGUUGGUAAAGAAGGCAAUUGAAACCAGGGAGGAGAUGGGAGAUUAUGUCAGGUCAUAUUCCGUCUCUCAGUUCCAGAAAACGCAUGCAUUUCCCGAGGAUGAGGAGUUUGCAUUAAGGAAGGAGAGAGCCACCAGCACUGUGAUGAAUGUGUGUGAGGUGUAUGCUCCUCAAAGACGUUAUAAGCGGCAGGUGGAUGCUGGUGAGCUGUUAGAUGAAGAGUCUCGGGUUCACUCCACCCUGUUGGAGUUUGGCAGGCGUUAUGGAUUCAGCAAACAGUCUAAAGCAGGCACAGCGGUGGAGCAGAAACAGGUGCUGGCUCAGGGCACUCAAAAUGUGCCUCCAGGAAUGACCCAAGUGUCUGAGGAAGAGGAUCUGCAGGCAGCAGAGGAGCUCAGAAUCAAAGCCUUGAUGACUGGAAUGGCUGCCAUGGCAACAGAAGAGGGAAAGUUGUCAGCCAGCACAGUGGGCCAGAUUGUUGGACUGCAGUCCGAGGAGAUCAAGCAAAUUGCCAUUGAGUAUGCUGAGAAGGCGGAGCGCUCAGCAGAGGAUCGGCCGGAGAGAUUUGGACCUGCACAGCAACACCGCCGUCAGCUGGCUUCACUCAACAAACAAAUCAGUCAAAAAACAAAAGAGCUGGCAGAGCUGCAGGCCAAACAGCAGGAGGUCAGAACAACAUGUGAGGAUGCUAAAAGAAAACUAGCAAAGGCUACCGUACAUACUGAGAAGCUGGAGAGAGAGCUGAGCUCUCUGGAGGACGUGGAGUCUCAGGCCGAUUCUGGGUUGCUGGAAAAACUUCGUGUUUUGGUGGCCAUGAACGAAAACCUGAAACACCAAGAGCAGACAUUCCGCUUGCACUGUCGCGAGGAAAUGACUCGUCUGCAGCAAAGUAUUGAAGAGCUGAAGCUUGAAUCUGGAGAUGAGGGGGAUGAUAAGAUGGAGAUGAGUCUGAUGAUUGAUCAGCAGUACACGGCAGACAGAGAGAAGCUUCAAAAGAUUCGUCUGCUUAUGGCUCGGAGGAACCGUGAGAUUGCCAUCCUACAGAGAAAGAUUGAUGAAGUUCCUAGCAGAGCCGAGCUUACACAGUAUCAGAAACGCUUCAUUGAGCUGUACAGCCAAGUUUCCGCAACACAUAAAGAGACAAAACAGUUCUUCACUCUGUACAACACACUGGAUGAUAAAAAAGUUUACCUGGAGAAAGAGGUCAAUCUGUUGAACUCUAUACAUGAUCAUUUCCAGCAGGCCAUGGCUUCAUCGGGAAGUAAAGAGCAGUUUCUAAGACAGAUGGAGCAAAUUGUGGAAGGAAUCAAACAGAGCCGCAUAAAGAUGGAAAAGAAGAGACAGGAGAAUAAGAUGCGCAGGGAUCAGCUGAAUGAUGAGUACCUGGAGCUGCUGGAUAAACAGAGACUCUACUUUAAAACUGUCAAAGACUUUAAAGAGGAGUGCCGCAAGAAUGAGAUGCUGUUAUCUAAACUGAGAGCAAAAGGAGCAUCGUAACACCUGGAUGCAAACACACACAUGCAUAUUCCCCGAUAUCCCUACACACUGUGUUAGCCUGGAUUAUUUGUUCCAGGUUGUGUCAAAUCUAUUUGAAGCAUGUCAUUAACAUACUGGAAAUGUUUUUUGAUCUCUGCCGUUAUUUGUUUAUACUAAUGUAUUUGACAAUUUCACUUAUUGGAAUUUAAUUUCCUAAUUAAUCACUUUUUUUUUUUUGUAUCGUGACUAUUACAGUCUGCUGCCAUAAACCUAAAACACAUUAAAAGGGCAAUUAACCACUUGUUGAUCUGACAGAUUUAUUUACUGAAGUAUUUGUUUACACCAGUAAAGAGUCACAUAUAAUAAA